GAUCGAGUGACGAACGAUGACGUUUCUUGCAUUGCAUGCCACAAUUGCCACACUUGUAAAAAAGGAAGUGUGGAGCAAAGUUGCCUUUUAGUAUAUUUUCGUGUAUAUUCUUUUAAAAACGCACAUUUUCCGCGUAAAAACACUUUCGAAAUGUCGUGGAAGUGCAAUUGACGGAACGGUUAACAAAGACUACGAGCGAGAAAAUUGUGUAUGUGUAAUCUAAUCAAUAUCUAAACCUGUUAUUUUAGUACAAUGAUAAAGAUGGAAACAGAUAAAAUUGAGGAUCCUAGCACCAACAAUACACAAUAUCCAGUAACGACGAUCUUACCUCCAUACGAUACAGCGCGUAAGAAAGAACCAUCUGCCCAGUUCAGUACCGAAAGAGAAGCCUGCCUGAAAUAUUUCGAGAAAUGGAGCGAAUCGGACCAAGUGGAAUUCGUGGAGAACCUCCUAGCCAGGAUGUGUCACUAUCAACAUGGUCACAUCAACUCCUAUCUAAAGCCAAUGCUACAAAGGGACUUCAUCUCUUUACUGCCAAAGAAAGGAUUGGACCAUGUGGCCGAGAAUAUCCUCUCCUAUCUAGACGCAGAUAGUUUAAGGAAUGCCGAAAUAGUAUGUAAAGAAUGGUUCCGGGUGAUCUCAGAAGGUAUGUUGUGGAAGAAACUUAUAGAGAGAAAAGUUAGGACUGACUCGCUAUGGCGGGGAUUAGCGGAAAGAAGGAACUGGAUACAGUAUCUGUUCAAACCGCGCCCGGGCGAGAACCAUCGCCCGCACAGUUUCUACCGCUCGUUGUAUCCGCGGAUAAUCAGGGACAUCGACAGCAUAGAAUCGAACUGGCGAAACGGCAAGCAUGUGCUGCAGAGGAUCAACUGUCGCUCGGAGAACAGCAAAGGAGUAUACUGUUUGCAGUACGACGAUCAGAAGAUCGUGUCUGGAUUGAGGGACAAUACCAUUAAGGUCUGGGAUAGGAAUACUUUGCUGUGUACGAAGGUGCUGAUAGGGCACACCGGCUCGGUCCUGUGUUUGCAGUAUGACGAUAAAGUGAUCAUUAGUGGAUCUAGUGAUUCAACUGUUAGAGUGUGGAAUGUUAACACAGGCGAGAUGGUCAACACGUUGAUACAUCAUUGUGAAGCCGUCCUACAUCUUAGGUUUAAUAAUGGGAUGAUGGUGACUUGUUCUAAGGACCGAUCAAUAGCAGUGUGGGAUAUGACCUCGCAGACUGAAAUAACACUUAGACGCGUUUUGGUGGGUCAUCGUGCAGCUGUCAACGUUGUGGACUUUGACGAGAAAUACAUAGUUUCGGCAUCGGGAGAUCGUACGAUCAAGGUGUGGAAUACGUCAUCUUGUGAAUUCGUUCGAACUUUAGGAGGACAUAAAAGAGGCAUUGCCUGUUUACAGUAUAGGGAUAGAUUAGUGGUUAGCGGGAGUUCUGACAAUACUAUAAGAUUAUGGGAUAUAGAAUGUGGAGCCUGCUUGCGAGUUCUGGAAGGCCAUGAGGAAUUGGUGAGAUGCAUCAGAUUUGAUUCGAAGCGUAUCGUGAGCGGCGCUUACGAUGGUAAAAUUAAAGUGUGGGAUCUGCUGGCAGCUUUGGAUCCCAGAGCACCGACUAGUUCGUUAUGUUUGAGAACGUUAGUGGAACAUACCGGCCGCGUUUUUAGACUCCAAUUUGACGAAUUUCAAAUUGUAAGCAGUUCACAUGACGAUACUAUUCUGAUAUGGGACUUUUUGAACUCUAUACCCGAAUCGAAAAGCAGUUCGGCUUCAAAAGAAAAUGCAACUAGAUCUCCUUCACCAUUCUCAACAUUUGAAUGAAGUGUUCCCUGCUAACGACGACUGUACAAACAUUCUUACGAUAUGCAUCCUAUGGAUGUAGCCGAACCUAGAUCUUUUUUUAAUUGUUAAGCUUCAAAAAUGCCAAGCACUACGAACUACCCUGUCAUAGUAUCUGCUCUGAAUUUUUGAGGUGUCUAUGGAUAUAUUGGUACACUGGUUGUACUGAAUACAUUUUUCCAUGACAAAGAUAUGUGUUAAAUCGUUUUUGUGUCGUAAUCACUGUGUGUUACAGAGUGUUUCAGUUUUCGCAUUAUGUACAGGGUAAAUCAGUAUUUCAUGCAUAUAAUACUAAAAGAGCAAAACAGGAAUAUAAACAAUUGAUAAAAAGUUGCGAUGCUCUUAGGCUUUAGUAAAUUUCAUGUUAUGUGAAUGUGGAACGUUGCUAUUAUGGAAACACUACAGAAUAAUUUAUUUCAUAUUGAUGUUUAAAUACAUUUUAUACUUAUGCUUCUAUGACAACACUUUAUUAUAGUUUUCAGUGAUUAGCCUGUCUUGUAUCUGGUUUACAUUAUACCAGUGCUGUUUAUUAAUUUUUCCUAAUGAAAUAUUUUUUCCGUUUAAUAAACUGGUUUAAUAACAAUCUUCGAUUGUUUGAAGAACAUAGUCUAUAGGUAUACUAUAAAAAAUGAAUAGUGUCUUUAACAUGCACUAUAGUUCAGCCUGAUUAUAAUUUUCUUUCAUAUAGCUAGUCAAAUCAAAAGCUUCUAAUUUUUAAUUUAAUUAUAAUAUUUAAAUUUUCAAAAUACAUUUCAGUACUAUUCAUGAAAAUAUUUUUCAUUUACACCUUUUUAGCAUCAAGACUGACUUCCCCUGCAUAAUGUAAUUUUGGUAGAUAAAUAUUACUAUUAAAGUACCAUGUUGAAUAAAGUAAGGACGGGUACACGGAGUUUUGGUAUAAUAUGUUAAAUGAUAACUUAUUGUAAUGAAACUUCUGUACACAACUUGGUGCCUUACUGUAUAUAAAAAUAUACAUAUUUAGCAAGUUACAAAUAUGAUCCGACAUGGAAAAUAUAUACAGAGUUUAUGAUUAAGUUUUUCAUUUGGAGGUAGUCCUUUCAUGUAAACUAUGCUCUUAUUUAAAAUAUCCAAAAGAUAAUUCAUUCAUAAUCUAUGAUCUUUAAUCCUUUCUGUUAUUGUCAGUUGUACACUCAUGAAAUGGCAUUGUCAUGCUUAUAAGAUGUAGCAAGGAACGGUCCGCAGAUUUCGUCCAAAGAAAUUCUGAAAAAUUCCUAUAAGUAAAUCUUGGCCUCUCAACUCAUUCCUUGUAUUUUGUCCAACUACAUAAUUUCUUUAUCGAAAUAAGUCAGUACCUAUUACCAGAACAGAUCACUAGGAAAGUGAAAACUGGUUUUCUACAUAAUUUCUUAUUUAAGUCAUAGAAAUAAUGUACUAGUUGCCUAGGAAUUAUGAAUUGCCAGCUUGUUAUAUUUCUUUAUACAACUCCGGAUGCUGACCAUAAUAAAAAUAUUUAAAACAAAGUGAGACACCUCAGAUAGAGCAAGUUCCUAGCAUGGACUUUUUACAUGGGUCCGACAAUGUCGCCUUACUGAGAAUCAGGGUGUUGUAAUUAUAAUUUAAAAUCGAAAAAGAAAUUAUAUCUUCAGAGUGGAUUAAGAUAUUGACUUGAAAUUAUGUACACAGACUAUUAUUAUAGCCAAUACAUACAAAUAUUUUCAUGAUUUCAGCGGCGCUGAAAUAGGGAAAUUUUGUUACUAACAAAGGAAACAUGAAUAUUGUUUUCUACGCCACAUACUUUAUUGAAACACCUAUUGCUUUCUUGAAUAAGGUAUUCAAUUUUUCAAGAAUCUCCCUUCUAAAGAAAUGUUUGCCUGACUACUACCUUUCGGAGAAAAACUGGUUUGAAUAUCUGAGGUAAAAUCUAUAUAAAAAACUCCUACUCGUUCUAGUUUGAAAAUAAACCGAGGUUAAAGAAGCUUGAACAUUGUAUGUAGUUUAUUAGGAGAGCAAUCCUACCUGAGCAUAGCGUUAUUUGGACAAUGUUCAGGUUUUGUCCUUAAUUCAUUUAAUCAGUGGUAUAGUAAUUUACAAGAUCCUGAAUGUUGGUAAUAAAAUAUUUUAGUACCUAUGUUUACAGGACCUUUUUUUGUUAUUUUUGGAUGUACUUCCUACUCUGGAAAAUUGCCCCGUUUUUGCGAUCUUUGGAAAAUGUACUGUGUCCGCCUGUAGAAUUAGCCACGUUGUGAAGUUAACAUGUAUGAAGAGGAUACAAGUUCUUUAGGCGACAGAACGAACAUUCUGUAUUUCACUAUCAAUUAAGUGUUUCUAUCGCAAAUUAUAGAAUAUGUGUGGUUUGAGUCAUGAUUAUUCAAAAAAAAUUAAUACUUUUUAAUGUAACCGACAACAACUAACCAUUUUAAAACAAAAAUGACCAUGUCAACAAUUUAAAUAUCCAAAUGGUGUAACCUCUAAUUUUGUUUUAAAUGUUUUUAUGAUGAUUCCCAUCCGAAGUUGGCAAAGAGGUAUAAGAAAAGCUGUUGACUUAUUGAAAAUUCGGGUAAAUUAUUUCUAUAACUUGAAAGAAUGAAAUUUAACAAAGCACAAAUAAUAAAAAAAUAUAUAGAACUGUAUCCAGAAUAUAUUAAAACAUAUCGGAUACGUCAGAGCAGUAUAUCGAAAAAUAAGGACUCUUCAAAUUUAACUAGCAAAGUCAAGUUGGGAGAUUAUUCACAGGAAUUUUUUGAACGACAUCCGGUCCUGACCACCCCUCAUAGUUAAUCGAGCUGUAGCAUGCUGCACUCUGAAAUUAAUGUUCCCAACUACUAGAGAAAAAGUGUUAUCUAUAAUUUUAAUCUCAAAGAAUCGGUAUAUUUAUGUUCCAUAUACGCGCUAAAUGUUCCAUUGUUUUGGGGAAACAUAAUAUAUUCAUAGUAUGGAACUGUGUUGAUGUAUGUCACUUCAUGCGAGUGUUCAACAAAUUUUAAGUCUCAUCUGUGAUAAAAUUUUAAUCUUCUACUAUGUCUAUUAUGAUUUAACAUCAUUGUAUUUUAUUACAAAUGAUUUUUUCAUACUUAAGAUACAGGGUGGUCAUAUAAUUUGUUUUUGUUUAUCUGGCCAGUAUAUAAUGACAUACUCUACACCCAAGCAACUAUUUAAAUUCAAAAUGUAGACAGUUUAAACGUCACGAUUUUAGUAGCUAUUUGUUUUUGUUUUCUUAGUUGAUUUAGUCGUCAAAUAUGUGCACCCUGUUUAUUGACUUAAAAAAAAAACAUGCAAAGCGAUUUCAAUCUUACGUAUUUAUUGUGAGCUUGGUAGCACUCUGUAAUUAUUAACAGGCACAAGAUGUGCCUGUUAUAUAAAAAAUAAAAGUAUUUUACACUUGCUUGGCGUUUUCAUUUUAUCAUUGUGAUUGGGAGACUAUUGGUGGAAGUUGAAGUAAGGCGACCAAAAAUAUUAAGACACAUGUAAAUAUUGAAAAUAUGAUAUGUGGUUAUUCUUUAAUGUUGAGUAAUUGUAAUUCUAUUUGUUAAAUUUGAGAUCGAGGAUAAGAAUAUGCAUCGAUUUUUAGUGUGCAGCUACUUGCGCUCAGCCUGUAAAUUAGCGAAGUCAGAGUUAAAGUACAAUUAGAAUCUUGUAAUGACUCUUAUAAACUAGUUUUGGAGAUAGCUUCAGAGGAAAUUUCCAGGAAAAUUUCGAAUGGUGCCAACAAAACUAAAUUGGUACCGGCGGAAAGCGGAACGUGGAUGAAGGUCGAACGUAGAUUAUUCAAAAAAAAAAAACCAAGUUAAAAAAAUAUUUUGUUUAAAUGUAGUGGAAGUAAAUGAUUGUUUUGGCAAUAUCUAUUGCCAUCCAAAUGUGAGUUUUUUGACCCAAUGUACACCUUACUAAAACGGUACCAGCUGAGGAUUGAACAAAAUAUACUUUGUCAUUCUGGUUCAUAAGAGUACUUUUUUGGGGGUACUUGCAUGUACAUUUUAAUCGCUUGCCUAAAUAGUAAUCCUCUGACGGGCCGUCAUCCAGUCGGCCUUUCGUUUUUGUGACACCAAUCGAACCUUUUACAGGUAAAAUGUAUGCGCUGUAGCACAUAAAAAACAGCACUGUGUGGUCGAUCCUUUUUGUACACAUUUGUGUACAAUCUACCACAUGAUCUACAAAACCCAAGUUUUGUAGAUUGGCUUCUGCAAAAUGUGUGUAUUGUUAUAUUGAGAUUUGAUUUUAUUGUUCACUAUUGAACCGAUAAAAGUAUGCUUUGAAAAAAUGUUAGUAGAUGUAAAUUGUAAUAUUAUCCAGAAAUUGUUAGAUAUGCCUUUUCAAAUUGUAGACAUUUAGCUCAUUUCAAUAUUGCUAGUAACGUAACACUACUAUUUGUUACCAGCAAAAAUAAUGUUACAAUUUUAUUUGUGUUGACCUUUACACUAAUCUAGACAGUGAUUCAAGCCUAUAUGGAAUCUUUUGUUUUCCAUAUUCACGUAUGUUAUGCUUUAGAAAUUGUCCAUCAAUAAAUUUUACUUGUGAUAUAAAGUUUCUCACACUUGAAAAACUAUUUUUUAGCCGAAGGUUGCUGUAAACAUUUCUACCAAAAAAACUUUGAAUUACCCUUCCUCAGUAAUUUUGCUUAUAAUCCAACUAACUAUUGGAUCUUGACUGAUCUCAUGCGUGUUCAUGAAUUUGACAGAUAUCCGUUAUCAAAACGAAUAUUGUUAAAUUAUUCAACUUCUAUAAAAGAUGAGAAGUAACAACUAAUAUAAUAUGCUAAUACAGGCUUUGAAGAACGAAGUGGUGUUUAAAAAAAAAUACUCCUUUAUAGGAUAGGAGUCAUGUUAAGUCGCUCUUUACAUAUUUACGCGGAGGCUGAAGCAUUAAUAAAUGUUAAGGGUUUUUACGUAGCCUUGAAUAUUCUACAUUUAAGAAACUUCAAUUCACGUCUCUUUGGUGUUUUGGUAGUUCUACAAGUCGUAGCCUGCUUUCGGCUUCUCACAUAAUUUAGUUAUCAAAAGUGUAUGGCCAAUAUUGUAGGUUGUUAGUUUCUAGAGUAUUCUCACUUACAAGCAGAAACAAAAUUGUUGGUCUAGUUAUCUUCUGAUUCCUGAAACAUAAUUUCACUUGACAUAGAGCAGUUUUACACAAGCUGACUUACCGACAAAAUCAAAAUGAAGUUCACCAAGAUUGGCGAGUAACAACCAAGAGAAUUUAAGACUAAAUUAGUAUGUUUCUGAAAACAGAUGAAAUUGCGGACUCCCAUGCCAUAUAGCAAAAUCCAGGGGGGGGGGCAUGGUUGGUUUACAGGUUGUGCAGGAUCAAAAAUGCUGAGAACUAGCCAACCCGUUGGUGACUUCAAAAUGGUAGCAGAAAUAAUAUCUUCUAUGUUGAGAUGUUAAACUUCUUACCCAAGGAUUGGGUGUAUCUUAUUAAGAAUAUUUCACUUUGAAGCAGAAUCUAGGGGGGCAUAUGCUUCCCUUGCCCCCCCAAUGGGCGCCCAUGCUGACUUCAGUUGUUCCAUAUAUGAAUGUAGUGUAGUUAUUUAGUCUCACUAUUAAAAAUAAUUAUCCCAUUAUUCAUAUAGAUAAUUCCCAAAGUCGCCAAUUUAAAACAUUUUCGCAACAUAGUUUUCAGUUCUGUUGGUUGGUGCUGGCCUGUAAUCCAGAAACAAAAAAGCCAUGCUGCUUGAAAUUUAUUUGGCAUUUGUCACUGAUCUCCACUACCAUGAAUUUUGCCACAUCAUAAUUACAAGUGGAGAGCCAAUAUUUCGACAACAUAAAAUUAUUUUUAAAUCCAACUGACUUUGAAUUGUGUGAAUAUUGAAAUUUGUUUAUAGUUUAUGCAAAAUGUCCAAGAUAAAGCCUAGGCUCAUUUAUAGUGCUUUUCUGAAAUUCCCCUACUUAUUUUUGGAUCAGCAACGUCAAAUUUGGAAGCAUGAGAUUAACACAUGAAGAUAUUUUAACGUAAAAAUAACAGUUGAAAAUUUCAAGAGAUGGGACGAUGGGGUCAUGUGAUACUUUAUUUUGAAGCUCCUUACAAGGACUUUAUAACCCUGCAAUAUGACAAUACUAUCUUUUAAAAUGGUGGGCUGGCAGCUUGACUGAGCAUUUUAGUGUGUUGAUUCACUUAUAACUCAACAACUAAUUAUCAAAACAUUAUAAUAUUCUAUACCAACAUUCUUCUAUUGAAAGGAUCUAUCUGAAGAAUGUGCAAUAAAAUUUGGGACAAAAAAAUGACAGGUUUUGACAAUUUUCUUAAAUGGAAGGUUCCACAUUUCAUUAUAUUUUCAGAUAGUGCCUUCCAAGAGAUGGAAGUUGAUCUAACAAUACGCGUAUAACACUUUGAUUAUUGGUUAUUGAGUUAUACCGACUCAAUGUAGAAAAAUGCUCAACUUUGACAGUCUGCCAGUUCGCCAUUAGGAAAGAUGUGAUUUUAUAUUCUAGGAAUAAGUUACCUAUAAAGAGCUCAAAAUGACGUAUCGCGUGACCCUCCAUGCCAUUUAAAAAAAUGUGAUAAAAUGGCGUCUAGUCCACUACUUUUACACUGAAAUAUAUUCAUGCAUCAAUUUUAUUGACACGAAUUUUAGCUUGCUAACUUGUAUGUUAUUCUUGGUUGAUUUUUGUAUAGGGUAUUGAAAAUAUCGCAUUGUAAAUAGUAUAUAAGUGCAAUACGAUGUUUUUAAUCCUUGUGUUUUUUUCUAGGUCACCGAACUUUUCAUAUAACUCAACUUUUAUAACCUUGUACAUACAGAAAGGUAGUCAUAUUGCUUUGCUACUGGUUGUCAGUAUUUUUCCUAGAUAGUUGUUUACAAAUCGUACAAAGAAUCGAUUUUUCAUCUGUUUGUACGUUGUGUUAUAACAAAUUCUGCCAAAUGUAGGUUAAAAAUUGUAUAAGUGAAGAAUUAUGAAAUUUAUAGAUCAACUGAAAUACUUAUGAAAAGCUUUUGUGAUAAAAAAAAUCUUACUAAAAUGGUAUGAAUGGUUUUUUUACAUUGAGUGAUUGUAUCUUUAUUUCUUUACUUCAUUAUGAAAAGGUACUAAUUAUAGUUUGUUUUAUGAUGUAGGUGUAAAUAUUAUAUUCAUAGUAUUUAAUAUAUUUUGUUCGCAU
Messenger RNA from Acanthoscelides obtectus, 8877 nucleotides. Lineage: Eukaryota; Metazoa; Arthropoda; Insecta; Coleoptera; Chrysomelidae. The record is from the annotation of a GenBank genome assembly.